This is a messenger RNA of Wasmannia auropunctata (little fire ant), 934 nucleotides long. RefSeq names its product jerky protein homolog-like. The record is from RefSeq and is a predicted model, not a curated record. Gene Ontology annotation, molecular function: DNA binding. NCBI's taxonomy places the organism in Eukaryota, Metazoa, Arthropoda, Insecta, Hymenoptera, Formicidae. The transcript has a single exon. Gene Ontology annotation, cellular component: nucleus. The coding region runs from base 231 to 932 and encodes 233 amino acids.
AAAACCACGAUGUAUGAAAAAUAUAACUAAACUGCCAGUAAUUUAUAAGGCCCAGAAAAAUGCUUGGAUGGACAGAACGUUAUUUUUGGAUUGGUAAGUUAAUUCUAAAAUAUUUUUUUAUAUUACAUAACAAAAUUAGCAAUCAUCUAUUAAUGCUUCUUUUAAUACUAACAUUUUUAUAAUUCUCUAGGUAUAAUAAUACUUUUAUAAAAUGGGUGCUCGAAAAGCAAAUGGAAGAAGGCAGAAAUGAAAAAGUUCUUUUGAUAUUAGAUAAUGCAGCAUGUCACUCAAACGAAAAUGAGUUGAAUUCGGUUAACGAAAAUUUUAAAGUUUUGUUUCUACCUCCCAAUGUAACUGCCGUUUUACAACCAAUGGAUCAAGGAGUUAUUGAACAAACUAAACGAAUUUAUAAAAAAAAUGUGCUGCGCCUUCUGCUGAAAGAAAAUUUACCACAAACAGUAUUUCUAAAACUAUGGACAAUUCUUGAUUGUUGUAACGUGAUAGCUGAGGCAUGGAAUAAUGUUUCAUUUAAUAAUUUGAGAAGAGCUUGGAAAAAUUUACUACCUAUAGAUAACGCAAUAGAUGUAACUUUGAAUGAUAAUCGCGAAUCCGAAAAUUAUUUUAAUGAAAUUUCAAGUGAAAUUUAUACACACAACGAGAUUAAUUCAUGGAUUAAUAUUGAUGCUAGAGAUCAGGGUUGGGAACCGCAAAAUAUCAAUGACAUUAUUAAUAAUUUACAUAAUACCAAUGAACAUGAAUCUGCGAAUGAAGAGGAACCAGAAGAUAAUGCCACGCCAGACAAAUUAUCUAAAGAUAUUAUUCAGGCUGUACAUACUUUUAAAAAUUGGUCACAACGCCAAAAAGAAUGUACAAUAACAGAUUUUUAUUCUAUUACAAAAUUGUUGUGUGUUGCUGAGAAGCUAUUAAAGUAGGA